Sinocyclocheilus grahami is the source of this 1056-nucleotide messenger RNA. Its product is annotated as tubby-related protein 1-like. The transcript has 11 exons. NCBI's taxonomy places the organism in Eukaryota, Metazoa, Chordata, Actinopteri, Cypriniformes, Cyprinidae. Gene Ontology annotation, molecular function: actin filament binding. The record is from RefSeq and is a predicted model, not a curated record. Gene Ontology annotation, biological process: protein localization to cilium. Gene Ontology annotation, cellular component: cilium. Bases 1 to 1056 code for a protein of 351 amino acids.
AUGCGGUUUCAGUGGAGGGACUUUGAUGGGGCACAGCAGAACAUCGGGGGCGUCUAUGUUAUCGUUCUUGUUAUCGUUCUUGGUUCUACAGAAGAUGAUGAUGAUGAUGAUGAUGAUGAAGAGACCACUCCUCAGAAGAAGACGAAGAAAAAAACUUCAAAAGAAAGUUCUGAUGGAAAGGAAAAAGACAAGAAGUCCAAAUCAAAAGAUGUCAAAGAGGAUGUAGAUAGUAAAGGUAAAUCUAAAGCCAAGAAAAAGGAACCAGCCUCCAUGUUUCAGAUAAAUGGAGACAAGCCUGAAACCAAGAGUAAAAAGAAAGCAGCUGCCAAAUCUGAGAGUGAAGAUGAGAGCGAACCAGAAACCAAAACCAGCAAGACGAAGAAGAAGAAGAGCAGCUCAAACCCAGCGUCCAUGUUUCAGACAGGAGGGGACAAAGACAAAGACAAGGACAAAAAGACAAAAAAGACCAAAAGUCCUGCUAAAGCAGAAGAGACUGAAGACUCUGACUCAGAAGUGACGCAGAAAAAGAAAAAGGGCAAAGGGAAAAAAGGCAAAAAGGAGGAGCGAGCACCUUCUCCUCCCAUCGAGUUUGACAAUCUGGAGGAGUUCGUACUUCAGCCUGCACAACAGGGCGUCACGGUAAGGUGCAAAGUGACCCGCGACAAGAGAGGGAUGGACCGAGGCCUUUACCCAACAUACUACCUGCACCUGGACAACGAGAAGAAAGUAUUUUUGUUAUCGGGAAGAAAGAGGAAAAAGAGCACAACCUCAAACUACUUGAUCUCCAUUGACCCGACCGACCUCUCCAGAGGAGGGGAAAACUUCAUUGGGAAGCUGAGGUCAAAUCUGAUGGGAACUAAGUUCACGGUGUUUGAUAAUGCACUGCAUCCAGACAGAGCUCUGCCGGACAUGUCUAACGCGAGGCAGGAAUUAGCAGCUAUUAUCUAUGAAACAAAUGUUUUGGGCAUGAAAGGACCAAGGCGAAUGAUUGUAAUUAUUCCUGGCAUGACCAAAGACGGAGAACGAGUCCCCAUUCGACCACGUAGUGUAAGUUAA